UAUUGCUGAGCAGCUGGAACACACACUCACAGACGGACAGACAGGCAGAAUGAGUUCCACAGGCUCCAGAGGAACUUCGGUGAAACCCAACAUGGGCAGCCCCCAAAGUGCUUCGUCGGUGAUCAACCUGAAUGUUGGGGGUCACAUUUACUCCACUGCUCUUGGAACUCUGCUCAAGUAUCCACGGUCCAAGCUGGCUGAGAUGUUCAGCGGUCCAUCCAGACCCAAGGUGGACUUGGAAGGGAGGUACUUCAUCGACCGGGAUGGGACUCACUUCAAGCACGUGCUUGACUUCCUCCGGGGGCAAGACCCCCCGCCCAGUCUGGCCCAGGUGGUCUACCAGGAAGCCUUGUUCUAUGGCAUUGAGCCCUUGGUAAAGCUGCUGGAGGACUCACCCAAGAUCUUCGGCGAGAUGGUGGGCCGGAGGCAGUUCCUGGCCAGGGUGCCCAAUUACCAGGAGAACAUUGAGGUGAUGGUGCGAGUGGCCAGGGCGGAAGCUGUGGCUUCUCGCCAGUCCACCGUAACAGUGUGCGUGGUCAGAAACGAGGAGGAUGCAGCCAAAUGCCAUGAGGCAGUGAAUGGCCUGGACACAGACAAGGAGUCGGUGGUGAGAUUCGGACCCUGGAAAGCAUCUCCAUCCAUCUCUGACCUACUCUACUGCAUCAAAUUGGACAUCGAAAGCAAAGGCUACAGUGCCUCCUACAGGCCUCACGAGAUAGGGAAAGGGUUCCUUGUUCGACCUUGUGAAUUCCUCUACAAAUUCACCUUUACGUGGUGGUAAUACCCAAUGUAAUGACCCCAUCGCCUACCUAGGAGGCAUAGGACAAUCAGGAUAUUGUGCAAUUGUAUGUGUGAAGCGAGGAUGUUGCAUUUUGAAGCUAAACGAGAAUCACAGAAUGAUAAAGCACACAAGGCCAUUCUGCCUGUAAUGUCUGUGUCAGCUCUUCGGAAGAGCUGUCCGACAAAUCUCCAACACUUCCUCAUAGUCCUAAAAAUUUCUCCUUUUUGAAUGUUUACCCAAUUCUCUUUCGAAAACCACUGUUCAAUUCUGGACCCACGAUCUUUACACACGUCAUAUUCCAGAUCAAGACAACUCACCAAACAUCCCAUCCCACUGACUGUAAAUUUGGGCUCAUUGAAACUGACAGACCUGCCACUGGAAAUACAGUGUGGCUCCAAACUAACUACAUCCUGUACCAGCAUGUCUAUCUGCACUGUUACUUUCUUCAGCUGUAAUGCUGUUUAACUAUUAAAUGGACCCUGUGUUCUUUCUUUUUAAUUUCCAACGCACAAGGACAACUCAAGGAAAUGAGGCACUAUACGGCCCUUAAGGGAGCUGUUCCUGUCUAGGAACGAUCUCCAAUCUGAUUUAUUUAAUCUGAUGUACAAGGUGUUUAAACACCUUCAACCCAGAUGUAUCUAUCCAUAGAUAUCUGCUUCAUCACAGCAGUACUCAAACCCAUGUGACUAGAGAAUCUUUCAUUGUUUAUUUAAUUUGUUCUCAGACAUUACGGCGCACAGUUAGCAGGUGUGUCUCUCGGUCAUUAUCUGUUGACACCCUGGAUUCCUAUAUGUACAAUUAUCACUCAUGUUGAUCCUCCAUGGAAUUUAAAGCACUUUGCACAUUUUUAAAAGCAAUAUUGUAUUAGACUUUCAAUCAUCGUCCAACUGCCUCUCUGCCAUAGCAGAGACGGAGAGUGAAAUUCACCCAGUUAGGAAAACAGGAGGGGGAGCUCAUUGGAGUUGGCAACUAAUGCACACAAGAGAAAGUGCACGGGAACAUUGUUGAUUUAGAUUUCUAGCAUCCGUGGUAUUUUGCCUUCAUUCAAAAAUUAUUUUAAGUUUAGCAAGGCGACAUUGUUGUGGACCAGACCAGACCUCCUCAAAACAUUUCUAAAAAGUAGCCCGGACCCUAAAUUUGCUCUCUCUCCUUUUCUCUUGCUUCUCUCUUUUCUCUGCCUUUAAUUGUAAUUCAAACCGUUUCAUUCCUGUUGCCCUUUCCUUGUCUUUUGCCUCUAACUCAAGCUGCUUCAUUUUCAAUUCAACUUUAGUCAUUCUCCAAGGAUUCUGAUGGUGUUACCAGUAAACUUAAAUGCUGAGUUAUUGCUAUAAUUGUCUCUCCUUUUCUCACGGAAAGAGGCAGCUGCAACUCCAGAGUGUCUGCUAAUUCCAGUAGCUUGGUUUUAUUCACCUUUUCCAGGGCCCCCAAAGUCACUUCUUCCCCUCCCCAGAAAACCCUUGGUGACUGAAGGAACCGGUCCCAACCCAAGCACUGUUUAAACCAACUGAAUUCAACACCCAGGACAAAAGGCAUUAACAUCUACCACUCGCUGCCUUCCAGUCCAGCAACCCUAAUCCCAAAUUGGAACUACAGAACUAAAUCCCGCAAAGAGCCCCCAAUCUGUUAUGGACCAAGCCAGACUGCCUCAAAACAUUUCAAGACAUUAGCCCAGACCCUAACUUUGCUAAUUGUUUUAUGUAGGUGUACAGUGGAUAUUCCAGGAGUGAUGCAGUUGGCCCAACCACUUAGUUUUAAACAAAACCGAAUUUAUUUGCAAGAUUACCGAAUGAAACACAACCAAAAGAGAACAGAAUAUGGAAUAAUGUAACCUAUCCAAAAACCCAACAGAUUAUGCCAACUUAAUGGUGCUGUUCCAAAUACCUGCAACAAUCCCCAUAUACACUCCUUUGGCAAAAAAAAAUCAAACACAGGGCCUUACGAGAAAGAGAGAGAGACGGCAGAGAGAUUCAGCGAGGAACACCUUGUUCCAUGUAGCUGUAUCUUUGACCAGCAGCCUCUAAGCUGACUGACUACUUUCUCUGAACAGCCAGACUACUAAAACCCAAACCAAACCAAACCAGAGAAAAGCUGAGCUGGGAGUUCUGACCACUCCCCUUUUGUUGAAUAAGUGUUUUAUUUUCAAAACAGAUAGAUCAACUCCAGACAUUUCAGAACCUGCAUCUUUAUAACCUCCUAAAAAAAACCCAAGGACAACAUAACCUUGUUAAAGGAGCAACAUCAUCACAACAUGGGGAAGUGCACUAAGUGCAUUGCUAAUGAGUUAUGGCUCAUGAAUGAAUGGGAGAUGGUGAUGAUGUUAUUAAACUAGUAAUCCAGGGUUACGGGCUAAUGUUUUGUAGAAGUAGGUUCAAAUCGUAUUCAAAUGAACUUAAAUACAGUGAAUAAAACUUUUAUGAAAUGUUGGCUUAGUUUCAUGGUCACCACUCCUAUCAUCAAUUAUUGUAAAACCCCUUCUGGUUCACUAAUCCCUUUUUACAGAAGGUAUUCUUCUGUCCUUACCCGGUCUGGUCUACAUGUGACUCCAGACUCACAGCUAUGGGAUUGACUCUUAACUGCCCCUCUGAAAUAGCCCAGUAAGAGGGCACUUAGAGAUGGGCAACAAAAAUUGACCUUGCCAUUGAUGCCCAUAGUGCACGUAAAAAUAUCUAAACAAGUGGGCAAAUUGACACAAAAUGGACGAAUGGCUAAUCAACAUGGAAGUCGACAGAAAUGGGAAUUGGAUGGUUUGUAAGAGGAGAGUCACGAUUGGCCCAUUUACCUUCGCAGCUGCUCCUGGACUGACAUCAGCCCUCAUCUUGCCACGUUCUGUAGUGGCAAGAUGUCGGCCUCGAAAUGGGCAGAGCUGUCUCGCUGCAGGACCAGGCAUGUUCUACCUGUGGGUCAGCUGUGUCCCUGCAGUCAGCCCUGCCUCUGAUCAGAAAGACAUUUAACUAUGUCGCAGUGAAACUCGGAACAAUGAUGCAUUCUCCAAUUGCAGUUGGGUGUGGUGUACUCUGCGAGGUUGGUCUAUGUUUGAGGAAUCAGAUUGGGUAAUCUGCUAAAUAUGUCUGUU
This is a messenger RNA of Hemiscyllium ocellatum (epaulette shark), 3854 nucleotides long. RefSeq names its product potassium channel tetramerization domain containing 14 (gene kctd14). Gene Ontology annotation, molecular function: protein binding. The coding region runs from base 50 to 781 and encodes 243 amino acids. Gene Ontology annotation, biological process: protein homooligomerization. The record is from RefSeq and is a predicted model, not a curated record. Lineage: Eukaryota; Metazoa; Chordata; Chondrichthyes; Orectolobiformes; Hemiscylliidae. The transcript is spliced from 2 exons.